AUGGAGAUGGCCAGUCUAAUCAAUACAACUGCUGCACCUGAUCUAAACGAUUCUUGGGUUGACUUGUUUUCGUCUCUUACCACCGUGGCUGUUGUUGUUUUCUCCCUGGUGUCUCUCCUCGGUGUGCUCGGGAAUGGACUGGUUAUCUGGGUGACCGGGUUCAGGAUGAAGAAAACUGUUAACACAAUUUGGUACCUCCACAUUGCUGUGGCUGACUUCAUCUUUGCAGUGUUUCUAGCCCUUAGAGCAACAUCCCUGGCUUUGCAGUUUCACUGGCCCUUUGGCAAUUUCAUGUGCAAGCUGUGCGGCACUCUAAUCAUUCUAAACUUGUAUGCCAGUGUCUACAUUAUGGUGGUGAUCAGUGUGGACAGAUGUGUGUCUGUGGUGUGGCCUGUCUGGGCUCAGAACCACCGAAAUGUACGCAGUGCAACCUAUGUUAGUCUGUGUGUUUGGAUGUUGGCUUUGAUUGUCAACAUUCAACAUUAUUUUUACAUGGACACAAAGAAAGAAACUGAAAACACAACUUACUGCUCCAACAUCGGUUUUUUUGAAAAAGCAACACCAACUGUCAUUCAGACCAUUGUUAUCACCCACUUCCUUCUCGGAUUUGCAGUCCCCUUAACUGUCAUUGUCUCUUGUUAUGCUGUCAUCAUCCAUCGUCUCAGGAGAAACCACAGCCUGGCCAGCCAAUCAAGUCGCCCCUUUAAAGUUAUCACUUCCAUUAUUGUUGCCUUUUUUCUGUGCUUGGCUCCCUAUUACAUCAUUGAUCUUAUUCAGCUGGUGAUAUUUAAGGCACCAAAUGCAACAUUUCACUUUGCCUUUCUAAUUGUGUCGAAUGUCGCCUCGAAUUUGAUGGUUCUUCACUGCUGCCUGAAUCCACUGCUGUAUGUCUUCUUAAGACAAGAUUUUAAGGCUGAAGUCCGAAAAUCCAUCCUGAAUGUGCUGGAGAGUGCCUUGAAGGAAGAGAAAAAACACUCUGCCAGUGACAUGAAGUCAGUGAACACCAGGCAGAGCAGAGAAAAGUCAGAUUUGAUUACUGAGGUAUAA
Molecule: messenger RNA, 1047 nt
Organism: Maylandia zebra (zebra mbuna)
Lineage: Eukaryota; Metazoa; Chordata; Actinopteri; Cichliformes; Cichlidae
Product: chemerin-like receptor 1
Biological process (GO): complement receptor mediated signaling pathway; inflammatory response; positive regulation of cytosolic calcium ion concentration
Cellular component (GO): plasma membrane
Molecular function (GO): G protein-coupled receptor activity; complement receptor activity
Source: RefSeq, a predicted model, not a curated record